Messenger RNA from Lotus japonicus, 2319 nucleotides. RefSeq names its product O-fucosyltransferase 9. Bases 406 to 2055 code for a protein of 549 amino acids. The record is from RefSeq and is a predicted model, not a curated record. The transcript has 10 exons. Lineage: Eukaryota; Viridiplantae; Streptophyta; Magnoliopsida; Fabales; Fabaceae.
CAUUCUUUCCUCUUCAGUCCUCAUCUUCCCCACCACCAUCAAUAGAAUCAAUCAAUACCACUGAGCCGAGUGGUCCGUGCUUCCACUUCCAACAAACACAGUGCCUCUUUCCCCUUCACUAUUACCAUCACCACCACUCCCUCUAAAUAUAAUAAUAUAAUAAUAUUAUUAUUCCCUUACCCAAAAUACAAUUAUCUAUUCACAAAAAAAAAAAAAAAAAAUACAGCUCUCAAAUUUCGCCAUUCCCUUCCUCUCUCAACCAAACACACACCAUUCUUCUUCUUCUUCUCCGUUCGGGGUUCAAAUUCACCAAACCAACCCCAAACGCGUGAUGUGAUUCAAACGCAGCUGAGUUUCGCGGCGGCUGCGUAGAAUCACCGAUUCUUCGUCUCGUUUCUGGAUCCAAUGCAUGGGUACAGCCGCUUGGGACGGAGCAGCAGUUCCUCCUCCUCCUCCGCGGCGGCGAAGGAGGGGAAUUCUAUGGAGAAGCUGGUGUUCCUUCUCAUGUCGGCGGUUUUCAGGCGCCGAGGCUUGCUCCUCUUCGCGCCCUUGUUGUACAUUACUGGGAUGCUUCUGUACAUGGGUUCGUUGAGCUUUGAUGUUGUUAGCAUAAACAACGGCGUCGUUUUUGUACAUAAGCGUCAUAUUCCUGGUUCUGUUUAUCGGAGUCCUCAGGUUUUUCAGAAUCUCUGGCCUCUCAUGCAAGCUGAUGCUGCCAAUGCUACUCAAAAUGUUUUGAUGAAAGCGUGGAAUGUGAAGGAGGGUGGAGAGUGGAAGCCCUGUGCUAAUAAAAGUGUUCCUGAAAGAGAGUUGCCGAAGUCAAAUGGGUUCUUUAUAAUUGAAGCUAAUGGUGGAUUGAAUCAGCAGCGCUUGGCGAUAUCUGAUGCAGUUGCUGUGGCUGGACUACUAAAUGCAACUCUUCUUAUUCCAAUAUUUCAUUUUAAUAGUGUAUGGCGCGACUCGAGCAAAUUUGGUGACAUUUUCGAUGAAAAUUUCUUCAUACAAACACUUGGAAACCGUGUGCAUGUGGUGAGAGAACUUCCUGAUGACGUACUUCAACAGUUUGACAAUAACAUAAGUAACAUUGUCAAUCUUAGAGUAAAAGCUUGGUCUAGUCCAGCUCAUUAUCUUAAAAAAGUCCUUCCUCAGCUUUUGGAAAUGAGGGCUGUUCGCAUUGCACCUUUCUCCAACAGAUUAGCUGAGUCAGUACCCUCAAAGAUCCAAGAGCUUAGGUGCUUUGCCAACUUUGGAGCUCUUAUAUUUUCAGAACCUAUAAGAACACUUGCAGAAAGAAUGGUUGAACGGAUGGUUAAACAUAGUUCCCAAAGUGGUGGGAAAUAUGUUUCAGUGCAUCUUCGUUUUGAGGAGGAUAUGGUUGCAUUUUCGUGCUGUGAGUACGAUGGUGGGGUGGAGGAAAAACAUGAAAUGGAUAUUGCUCGUGAAAGGAGUUGGCGAGGUAAAUUUAGAAGAAGGCAUAGGAUAAUAAAGCCAGGUGCAAAUCGGGUGGAUGGAAAAUGCCCAUUGACUCCAUUGGAGGUGGGAAUGAUGCUUAGAGGAAUGGGUUUUGAUAAUACUACCUCAGUAUAUGUUGCUGCAGGAAAGAUUUAUAAAGAACAAAAGUACAUGGCACCACUAAAACAGAUGUUUCCGCUUUUGCAAACUAAGAAUACACUGGCAACUCCAGAAGAGCUUGCUCAAUUUAUGGGCCACUCGUCUAGGUUGGCUGCUCUCGAUUAUACUGUUUGCCUUUAUAGUGAAGUAUUUGUGACAACUCAGGGUGGAAAUUUUCCACAUUUCUUGAUGGGUCACAGGCGAUAUAUGUAUGGUGGACAUGCAAAGACAGUUAAACCUGAUAAGAGAAAAUUGGCUCAGUUAUUUGAUAAUCCUAAUCUAAGAUGGGAUUUAUUCAAGCAACAAAUGAGAGACAUGCUUCGCCGUAGUGAUCAAAAGGGAACUGAGCUUAAAAAGGCUGGCGAUUCCCUAUAUACUUUCCCUAUGCCAGAUUGCAUGUGUAAGCAGGUAGAACCCAAAACUGAAAAUGGUACCAAGAGAUAAUGUAUGAAAGAAUCUAAUGUAAUAGGAUUGACUUUAGGAAAUCCAAUUGUGCAAUACGUGUAAUUUAUAGUUGUAUGUAUCAUUAAGUUUAGAAUCAAAAAAGAAAAUGUUUGAUUCAAACUUGAAAAAAGCCAUAUAUUAAGGCUUCAUUUUUUGUAUUCACUGAUGAAAGCUAGCUGUGAAAUCACAAUUCAUUGUAUAUCAGAUUAUUGUAACUCUAGAUUGACUUGCACUUGAUUAUGAUAUUAAUUUUUUGAAGCACUA